Molecule: messenger RNA, 2791 nt
Organism: Callorhinchus milii (elephant shark)
Lineage: Eukaryota; Metazoa; Chordata; Chondrichthyes; Chimaeriformes; Callorhinchidae
Product: eukaryotic initiation factor 4A-II
Exons: 11
Coding region: 48-1292 (414 amino acids)
Biological process (GO): cytoplasmic translational initiation
Cellular component (GO): cytoplasmic stress granule
Molecular function (GO): translation initiation factor activity; RNA helicase activity; ATP binding
Source: RefSeq, a predicted model, not a curated record
GAGCCGCGGCGGGAGCUGCAAGUCUCUCAGCUCCGAAGAGUAAAACGAUGUCAGACGACGGCGCGGAUUUCAGAAGUAAAGGUCAUGGGGGGCCUAGUGGAUCAAGUGGACCCGAAGGGAUGGAACCUGAAGGCAUCAUUGAAAGCAACUGGAACGAGAUUGUCGACAACUUUGAUGACAUGAGCCUUCGUGAGAACCUCCUGCGUGGGAUCUAUGCUUAUGGUUUUGAGAAGCCGUCUGCUAUCCAGCAGCGGGCCAUUCUUCCCUGCAUCAAGGGCUUUGAUGUCAUUGCCCAAGCCCAGUCUGGUACAGGCAAGACUGCCACGUUUGCCAUCUCUAUUCUGCAGCAGCUGGAGAUGGAUAUGCAGGAGACCCAGGCCUUGGUUCUUGCUCCCACCAGAGAGCUGGCUCAGCAGAUUCAGAAGGUAAUCUUGGCUUUGGGAGACUACAUGGGAGGCACUUGCCAUGCCUGCAUUGGUGGCACCAGCAUCCGACAGGAACUCCAGAAGCUGCACUCGUCUGCUCCCCACAUUGUGGUCGGAACUCCAGGGCGUGUGUUUGACAUGAUGAACCGCAAGUAUCUCUCUCCGCGGUACAUCAAAAUAUUUGUUCUGGACGAAGCCGAUGAGAUGUUGAGCCGAGGGUUCAAGGAUCAGAUUUAUGAGAUAUUCCAGAAAUUGAACUCCACCAUCCAGGUGGUUUUGCUGUCUGCUACGAUGCCGGUCGAUGUGCUGGAAGUGACUAAGAAGUUCAUGCGUGAACCCAUUCGUAUUCUUGUGAAGAAAGAGGAGUUGACCCUGGAGGGUAUCCGUCAAUUCUACAUCAAUGUAGAGAGAGAGGAGUGGAAGCUGGACACUCUGUGUGAUCUGUAUGAGACUCUCACCAUCACACAGGCUGUCAUCUUCAUCAACACCAGGAGAAAGGUGGAUUGGCUGACUGAGAAAAUGCACGCCCGGGAUUUCACUGUGUCUGCUCUGCACGGUGACAUGGAUCAGAAGGAGCGAGAUCUUAUUAUGAGGGAAUUCCGAUCAGGAUCCAGUCGUGUUCUGAUCACUACUGACUUGCUGGCCCGUGGGAUUGACGUGCAGCAGGUUUCUCUGGUUAUCAACUAUGAUUUGCCUACAAACCGUGAGAACUAUAUUCACCGAAUUGGUCGCGGAGGUCGCUUUGGACGCAAAGGUGUUGCCAUUAACUUAAUCACCGAGGAAGACAAGCGAAUUCUUCGCGACAUCGAGUCUUUCUACAACACUACUGUGGACGAGAUGCCGAUGAACGUGGCCGACCUGAUCUAAUUCCGUUUGCGAACUUUUCGAAGGUUAUGCUGUGAUUGCUGACUUAUUUUUGCGGUCGCAGGUUUUUUUUAAAAAGCAAAACAAAAAAAACAAAACUAGAAUUCGGUGUUGGGUAUCGGCUGGAUGCUCCGAACCGAUCGUGUUGACGACAGCAGCCUCUGUGGUCAGCUUGCUCUUCAAAGCAUUCCUCGGCCUUCCCUCCGGGGGGGUGCCGGACUGGUAUCGUGGGGGUGGGGCGGGGGGAAAAAGAAGUACUUAUGGGGUCAUUAAAGUUUCUGGGUGCCAACUUUUUCACACCCAGCCCUCUUUUAGGAUUAGUCUCGUUAGAUAUUCUUUAUCAUGUAACCAUGUAUUUGCGGACUAGGAAGUAUCGACGUUGUUUGAAGUCUGCUAACUACGUUAAGCCGACCUACUUCAGGAUCAUGUUCUGGGGGGUGGUGGGGGGGGGGGGGGGAGAUUAUUCAGAGUGUGGAGUGUUGUGCGGUAAUUCUUGGGAUGUGUGUGCUGAUCAUGGGUGGGGGGGGGGUGGCGAAAGUGUACAAAUCUUGCAUUGUCUGUAUAGUAUUUAUUAAAUGCUGUUCAAUAAAUUUGUAUUUGUUUACCCGCACUGUCCUGGAAAUCUCUUCGGCCGUUCCAGGGUGGACUUGUUCAGAUCCGAAAACCUUUUUAUUGUCCUUUUUUUUUUUUGUGUGCGUGUGUGUGCGCGUGGCUCGCGCGCACCCCCACCCCCCCCCCACCCCACCCCACCCCGGGUGCAGCGGCGAGCUACGCAGCGAUUGGUGUGUUCGCAGCCUUUUUGUUUUGUUUUGUCCGGCCCUCCCGUCGCAAAAACAGCGGGAGCGGAGCGUCCGUGGGUAGAGGUUGACCGCGAGACGUUGCAUUCGAUUUGGCUUUGCCUUCUGUGGUGCUUUCUCUGUGCGAGAUUGCAAUCCCCGGUCGGUCGGUUGGUUGGUUUAUUCAGCCGGGGGUUUGGUGCAUUUAAGACAUGACCACCUACCCCCACCCCACCCCACCCCCUCCUCCUCCUCGGGUUGGGGUGGGGGGGGGGGUCCAGGGAUUGCAAUUAAUUAACAUGGAUUCCUAUGAGACAUAACUUGAGUUGUACAUAGUUGCUGGUUAAGGUGCAGAGGAUGCGAGCGUUGGGGAGACUCCCAGGGGGUGUGCGUGCGUGCGGGUGUGUGUGUGUGUGUGUGUAUGUGUGUCCUAAGAUGUCUACAGCUCCUGACUCGCCCGUCUUUGAACGGACGAGAACCGUUUCUUUUCCGUUCGGGUCGGGCCGUUCUGAAUACGAGGAUGUUUUUUUGUGUGGGGGGGGGUGGUGGGGUGGGGGUGACCGUGGGGCUUGAUUCUCGCCUGUCGAUUAUACUUCCCUAUUCCGUUAAAGCAUGAAUAAAAUAACCCCGAGUGUUUUCAGCGGAAGUCUUGUACGUUUCUCGCGGGGUGGUGUCCUGCCAUGUAUUUUUUAAAUAUAAUAAUAAAAAGAAACAAAUGCACCCGGA